AAAAUAAGAAAGACAAAAAGAAAUAUAAAAGCUCUUAUAUUAAAAACCGGUAAUCUCAUCGAAUGUUGUCAUCAUACAAAAUAAACACAGCUUUUUUUAUGAUUUAGUCGCUCACCAACUUGCAGAUUAAAUUUUGAGCUUUAGGUCAACAAAUUUAAUAACAGAUUGAGCUUGGGAAAUACGCAGUUGAAAUGCUUUCAUUCUAAGUUUCUUAAUCAUUAAAAUUUACUGUCUGUUGAGUCUUGAGACGAAUUGGAUUAAAAAAUUAAAAUGAAUAUUCUUACCUCUUCGAGUGUAUUUACAAUAUUAUUCAUUGCAUUGCAACUGAGAAGCUCGUAUUCCAUAGACUCAGAGCAAUUGGAUGAUCAAUGCAGUAGCUACUGCUAUCAGGUUGGUGAAACCGCUUCUACAAUUUGUAGAUACGAGCAAAGUAAUGGCUACAGAAAAUACCGAGCUCCAGAAUACAAUCAAGCUGCAAGCUGAAAAUAUCACUACUUUAAAUGAAUUGAUCAAGUCUAAGGACACGCAACUUAUGCAGCAGAUCAAAUUGAGUGAAAAGUUCGAACGACAAAUUCUUAAUCAAAAAACACUUAUUAAGUCAAAACUAUUUGAAUCAUGCGAAGGUCGUAACCGUACAGAGCAAAAACUUAUUGAUAAAUACAGAAUGCAAUCGGUUCUUAAAUUAAAAUUGGGUGAACUUGUCAAUCUUGUUGAUAAUUAUGAGCUAAAAGUAUAUGAUCUCAAUGCCUCAGUCAAGAUUAAGGACAAAAAAAUACAAUCAGAUAAAGUAAAUAACAAAGAACUUGUGGAUAUGAUUACGCAUAAUGUUGGAUGGACCGUCAUCCAACGACGUAAAGAUGGCAGCGUGGACUUCAAUCGAUCAUGGUCUGAGUACAAAGAAGGCUUUGGAGAUGAACGUGGCGAAUUCUUUCUUGGGCUUGAGAAGAUUUAUUUGCUGACACAAUCGCAACCUCAUGAGUUGUUUAUAUCCCUAACGGACUUUAACAAUGAGACUCGAUACGCCAGAUACAACCACUUUAUCAUUGGAAAUGAGACUGAGUUCUAUGAAUUGAAAGAGCUGGGAUCGUAUUCUGGUAAUGCUGGUGAUGCAAUGGAACGCCACAUAAACGAAAAGUUUUCAGCAAGUGGAAAUGAUCAUACGUCUGAAACUUGCUCCAAAAUCUAUAGUUCUGGCUGGUGGUUUAAAAAUGGUGGAUGCUAUCUUUGUAAUCUUAAUGGACGAUAUGCCUAUUCCGAUGAAGGCGAGAAUGUAAAAAGUAUUGAAUGGAGAUAUUGGACAUUUCGACCAUUAAAAUUUGUUCAAAUGAUGAUUAGACCAUACUCCUAUUAGUUAAGUAAUUACAAUUUUUUUGCUUUGCUUAUAUCAAAAAGACAAAUUUCUACUUUUCGAACACCUUGCAUUUCAAAUAAAAUCAUAUAUUUUUCUCUUACUAACAUAGUGAAGGGUAACCUAAUUAUUUGAUAUAGUUUGUUUUGUUAUAAAACUCCAAAAAGAUGAUUUAAAAAAAAAUGCAAAUAUAAAUAGUUGAUUCUGUAAUUCAAUUUAAAUAUUUGUUGUUUUUAUUUUAAGGUAAAUUCGCCACUAUGCGCGGAAAGUGUUAGAUGUGCUGAAGCAGACCUUACCCUUAGAUGUGCUGAAGCAGACAAAACUUAUUCAGGAAAGUCAAAAUGCGACAAAAAUUAGAGAGAGGCUAACCAUGCGUAUACUUGACGUUAACCUAUUUCCUACUUAGCGGUAUUUCUAUUUAAGGGCCACACUAUAUACAUAGGUAAUACCAAAAUUUCCUGAGCAGCAUAGUAUUACUGCCUCAAGGUCAGAGUUACAAAAAAAAAAACCAACUGGAUGAGUC
Molecule: messenger RNA, 1871 nt
Organism: Drosophila albomicans
Lineage: Eukaryota; Metazoa; Arthropoda; Insecta; Diptera; Drosophilidae
Product: fibrinogen C domain-containing protein 1-like
Exons: 4
Coding region: 362-1351 (329 amino acids)
Source: RefSeq, a predicted model, not a curated record